AUGCAUGCAAGGAUGGUCUGCGGCACUGUAGAUGCAACCAAAUUCUACCUACAUGACUUCCAAGAACAUGUCAGCGCAUUUCAACGACACCUCUUAGGUGUAGGAGAGAAGGAGCUUUCAUCGUCAACCAUACCUCCCUGUGGAUACUGGACUCCACCUGAAAAAGAAAGAUUUUUUCAUUCGCUCUCCAUUCAUACGCGAUUCAGGCCGGAUCUGAUUGCACUUGAUAUCAAGUCAAAGACCGUUGCAGACGUUUGUUUCUAUCUUGCGGCUCUUGAACAAGCAUCAGCUAAAAUUCAACCUAUUCGAAAUGACCUCGACAUCGCUAUUACAGUAUCUGAUUCAUGGAUAUCGGUAGAAGAGGGAGAGUCUUACAAGCUGAAGGACACCUCGGAAACGUUCGGUCUGAGCGGCGAGGAAUGGGAUGUUCCCCUCGACUCUGACAAAUUACGCAUUAUGGAUCAGAUACUGCGGGAAGGAGGGGAUUUCGAGGACUCUACCGAUCGAAAUGCGCACUUUCCGACAUCAAACCCUUCGAUGGUCGAUGGAGAAUCACCGUCCACUUCAAAUGGUCGUCCCACUGACUCCGAGAUUCCGCUUAGCCCGGCCUCACGCAGGCGCCUUUACAAGCGGUUGUAUAUGCGUCGCAAGAGAGCAGGACUAUCCGGAACCACAGCUGACCUUCACGCGGAUAAGCUCCAACCUGGCAAGAAGACAAAAAUCUUACAAGAUGGGGAGAACGAUCGAGACGAGCUAGACAACGUUGACGACGACGCUUUGAACGACGCUGAUCUGUCAGCGGAUGAGCAGGAAACAGAGGACGAAGAAAAAGAAACAUCAGUGCAGCUUGAACGAGAGGCAUGGAAACAGUCCGGAGUCGAUGCCGAUGUACUAGUCUCGCGCGAUUUAGGUUUAUUCUAUCUCGGUGCUUUAAGAGACUUGAUGAGCCUUUACAAGCUUACAUCGGACGAGCGACUGCCUGCUGCGGUUACUUCAAGUAUAUCGGCAGCCACUAUUCAGACAUUAGGCUCCAUCGUUAAGAAUUUUGUCACCGAUAUCAUCCAUCACUGUAUUGUUUUACGAGAGGAGGAACGACGAGUCAAAGGUCAAACAAAAGUGUGGCGCUUCGGGAGCGUCCAUGAAGAGAUUUCCUCCAAUACUGUCAACCACGCCCUAACGAUUAUGGGACAUUCAAGAACCCGCAAGAAUAUAGGCUUGACGGAGGCGGUAGUUGCAAAGGAGAGAGAGUUCGAUGCAUUGGAGACUUCCGCUACUGAGCUACAACAUGGUCAACUUGCACCUGCACUCAUGUUUUGUCGCCUACCGAAGAAUUUGGACGAAUCAGAUGAAUUGAUGCCCACUGGAACGGAUGAAGAGGCGCUUCUGCUAGAACUGGAGAGUGACAUGGAGCUUGAUGAGUAUGAUAGAGCGAUGGAAAUCGCGCAUGAACAUGCCUCUACAACCGACUCCUACACUAGAGCUACAAGUUCCUUGUGUGCAUCCAUUCCACUGUAUCGAUAA
This is a messenger RNA of Marasmius oreades (fairy-ring Marasmius), 1521 nucleotides long. RefSeq lists its product as uncharacterized. Bases 1 to 1521 code for a protein of 506 amino acids. The transcript is spliced from 3 exons. The record is from RefSeq and is a predicted model, not a curated record. Lineage: Eukaryota; Fungi; Basidiomycota; Agaricomycetes; Agaricales; Marasmiaceae.